Messenger RNA from Punica granatum (pomegranate), 1313 nucleotides. The record is from RefSeq and is a predicted model, not a curated record. NCBI's taxonomy places the organism in Eukaryota, Viridiplantae, Streptophyta, Magnoliopsida, Myrtales, Lythraceae.
UAAAUACUUAAAAUCGGGAUAUGAAAUUGGGCUGAGGAAAAAACGCUUCGUUUGGUUGCAUCAAUCGGCGAUGGAAUCCCCAAAACCCUAUGGGCCCCCAAACCCUCUCCCCUCUCUCUCCUCCUUCCUCCACCAGCAAUGCCACCGGCUCGGCUCCGAGCUCUCCGCUCGGCUCGAAGACACCAAGCGGCUCGCCGGAAGCCUCGCCGUGAACUUCUCACCGCCAGUGCCGGCCUGGCCCCGUGCCCCCUCCGCCGCUGCCCCGCCGUUCGCGUCUGUGGCGCAGGCUAAGAGCUCUUCCUCUUCCUCCUCCUCCUCCUCCUCGUCCGCCGUCGGCUCCGGUCACGUCGCGAAGACCCUAGCCGGCACGGCGGUUUACACGGUGAGCAACUCGAACAACGAGUUCGUGCUCAUCUCCGAUCCCGAUGGCGCCAAGUCGAUAGGUCUGCUCUGCUUUCGGCAGGAGGAUGCGGAGUCAUUUCUAGCUCAGGUUCGGCUGCGGAGAAGGGAGCUGAAAGGUCAAGCUCGGGUUGUUCCCAUCACACUUGACCAGGUAUACAUGCUGAAGGUAGAAGGGAUUGCCUUCCGUUUUUUGCCUGAUCCAGUUCAGAUAAAGAAUGCACUUGAGUUGAAAGCAUCUGACACCAAGAGUGGCUUUGAUGGAGUUCCUGUUUUUCAGUCUGACCUUUUGGUUGUGAAGAAAAAGAACAGGCGCUACUGCCCAAUAUAUUUUCGAAAGGAAGAUAUCGAGAAAGAACUUUCAAUGGUCUCGAGGGCGUCGAGAGGACCAGGAGUUUCACAGCAUAUCAUGGUUGGAAGUCUGGAAGAUGUUUUGAAGAAAAUGGAGAUGAGUGAGAAGAACUCGGGGUGGGAAGAUCUGAUCUUUAUCCCACCGGGGAAGAGCCACUCUCAGCACAUCCAAGAAGUGGGGAAAUCAUGAAAUAUGGUCCAAGCUGAUUUUACUGACUGGUCCUCCAAAAGGACUCCAGAGCCUGUUUUUACUAGCAAAUAAGGAGAUGCUCGAAGAUGCUGCAGAUAUAUUGGUGUGGUGAAGGUGAGAUUGACAUGACGAGGAGGAUCCCGAGUUAGAGUGGUCACUGAGUCUACAUUUUUAUGGUUAUAGAAACUAUUUACAUUUACAUGUACUGAGGUAUAUGUUAGCAAAGAAGAGAAGGAAAAAAUGUACUCAAACAAUGCAGCUUUGAUUUGUUGUAAGAACUUGUUGCUCAAUUCAAUUGCUCGGAUUUCUAGCUCUUUGAAAGAGCGGAUCAAGUGGUUUCAGGAAGGCUUACUACAAUCGUGAUGUUCUUACU